Molecule: messenger RNA, 513 nt
Organism: Vanderwaltozyma polyspora DSM 70294
Lineage: Eukaryota; Fungi; Ascomycota; Saccharomycetes; Saccharomycetales; Saccharomycetaceae
Gene: BNS1
Product: Bns1p
Exons: 1
Coding region: 1-513 (170 amino acids)
Source: RefSeq, a predicted model, not a curated record
AUGACGACGAGCAGCAGUGUAAACGACAAGAUUGACUGCAAACAGACAGCAAGUUGCAAUGAGGCAUUGAAUGAUAUUACGAAUAUAAAGGAUUGUAAAAGUGUAUUGAGUAAAAAUAGUAAUACUGAAGUGUCGAAGAAAACUGGAGGUUCUUCUUUUUCUACUGGGAUUGAAAAUAAUGUGUUUCGUCGACAUGGGAAAUUGAAGUCUAGAGUUCCCCUUCAUAAAUCGAUAUUUAAGAAGCCAAUAGAUGGACAACAGAAGAAACAAUUGGAAUUGAAAUUGAGAACCAAGUUUGCAUCACCAACUGAUAGUAUCUUGUCACCAUGUUCGCAAAAGCUGAAUGAUUAUCAAUCUGUUUUGUGUAAGAUAAGAUCAAAUCCUACUAAGCUAGCUUUCACUAAGAAAAGUGAUGACGAAGAUCCAGAAGAACAAAUGAGUUUCAAAGUCCUGAAAGUGGACAGAGAUGGUGAUAUUGAUAUAGAGCACUCAGAUAGUGACCUAUCAGUAUAA